This is a messenger RNA of Corylus avellana, 1828 nucleotides long. RefSeq names its product (3S,6E)-nerolidol synthase 1-like. The record is from RefSeq and is a predicted model, not a curated record. Gene Ontology annotation, molecular function: magnesium ion binding; terpene synthase activity. Lineage: Eukaryota; Viridiplantae; Streptophyta; Magnoliopsida; Fagales; Betulaceae. Gene Ontology annotation, biological process: diterpenoid biosynthetic process.
UUGUGAUUACUCAUUAGUUCUCCAUGGCACUGUCUACUAAAGCUUUCUUUGCUUCCUCCAUUCCUCCAAUUGCUCCAAAAAGAAUUCCACAAACUCCCAAUUCAAACCCCUUCAGCCUCACCUCUUUGCCUAGUGCUCACAAAGAUUGGAGCAUUGCCCAUCAAGAUAACGCUAUUUUGUGGUCUACUCCCUUAGAACGUGAACGUGGUAGGGACGGUUUUAGCCUCCAACAUGAACAGAAAAUGGAAGAAUGCGGGCAUGUACUAAGGAAAGUACGAAAAGAUGAUCCAUUUGAAAGUUUAAACAUGAUUAAUGCUGUUCAACGCCUGGGAAUUGAUUACUACUUCCAACAAGAGAUUGAAGCAAUUUUACAUAGCCAAUAUCUAAAAUACAUCGCUCAUGGUGACUGCGGCCAUGAGCUUCAUGAGGUUGCUUUACGCUUUCGACUCUUGAGACAACAAGGCUACCAUGUGCCUGCUGAUAUAUUUAACAACUUUAAGGACAAAGAGGGAAAGUUUAACAAAGAACUGGCUGAAGACAUUGACGGAUUGAUGGCUUUGUAUGAAGCUUCACAGCUAGGUAUAGAAGGUGAAGACAUACUUGAAGAAGCUGGAAACUUUAGCGAGCGGCUCCUGAAUGCACGGGUGAGACAACUUGAUGAUAACCAAGUCAGAGUUGUUGGGAGUACUUUGAGGCAUCCUUAUCACAAAAGCUUGGCGAGGUUCAUGGUUAAAAACUUUAUUGGAAAUUUCCAAGACAGAAAUGGAUGGUUAAACGAUUUACAGCAGCUAGCAAAAAUGGAUUUCAAUAUGGUCCAAUCCAUGCACCAAAAGGAAAUUGUUCAAAUUUCCAAAUGGUGGACAGAUGUUGGUUUGUCUGAGGAGCUAAAGUUUGCCAGAGACCAACCACUCAAAUGGUACACUGUUUCCAUGGCCUGUCUUACAGAUCCAGACAUGUCAGACGAAAGGGUUGAGCUAACAAAACCCAUUUCUCUUAUUUACAUAAUAGACGACAUUUUCGAUGUUUAUGGAUCGCUUGAGGAACUCACUCUCUUCACAGAAGCUGUCAACAAAUGGGAUUUUGCUGCUCUUGAGCAACUCCCCGAGUACAUGAAGAUAUGCUUCAAGGCUCUUUACGACAUCACCAACGAAAUUAGCUACAAGAUAUAUCGGAAGCAUGGAUGGAACCCCAUAGACUCUCUAAGAAAAACGUGGGCGAUUUUGUUCAAUGUCUUUCUAGUGGAGGCAAAAUGGUUUGCUACAGGGCGGUCGCCGAAGUCGGAAGAGUAUUUGACGAACGCAGUUGUUAGUUCAGGGGUUCAUGUGGUUCUAGUUCACAUUUUCUUCCUUUUGGGUCACCGUUUAAAUAAGGAAACUGUACAACUUGUUGAUAACAUUCCGGGGAUUAUAUCUUUCCCGGGCACGAUUCUUCGGCUUUGGGAUGACUUGGGAAGUGCCAUGGAUGAGAGUCAAGACGGUCAUGACGGAUCAUAUAUAGACUACUACAUGCAAGAAAACGAAGGCUGCUCUAUUAAAGAGUCACGAGAGAAAGUUGUGGGUAUGAUUUCAGACGCGUGGAAGCAGCUAAACAAAGAGUGCCUCUCUCCAAAUCCAUAUCCAACAACAUUCACUAAGGCUUCUCUUAAUCUUGCAAGAUUGGUUCCAUUGUUGUAUAGUUAUGACAACAACCAUUGCCUUCCAAGCCUCGAGGAGCACAUGAAAUCCAUGCUUUAUGAAAGUUUCACUAUGUAAUUAGCUAAUUAAUAUCAUGUAAAAUUACUCAAUAAUCUUUGUGUUCAGAAGAAGCCUAUAUAUAUCUUCUCAAUUGC